AUUGAAUUCUUUCAGAACUUUCCUUCCAUAUUAGCUUUAUUGCCUAUAAAAAGUCGUGGAAAAUCUAGGGUUUUCCAUCUUUUUUCUUUGGAAUGUAUUAUUGUUUUCUAGAGCGGCAGCAGAAGCGUCUUGCGCGAAUUUAUCAUGUUUGAUGUAAUUUCAAGUCGAAGGCAUAAUGGAUAUUCGUCAAAAUUUAAGCGACCAGGAGUCUCUGCCGUUCGUCACUAUCCUAGAGACUGUGGAUUGUUGUUGCCCGAACUGGACCCAAGAAAAGGACAAGAAGAGAUUACUAAGGUCCAUCCUUUGGAAAUUGCUGCUGCUAGCCGCCCUGUUUUAAGAAAGUAUCCUCCUCCAAAAAUUCGGAAAGGGCAUCUUGUCAUACGGAAUUUUCCUUUCAAGUCGAAUGCUCCUGCUGCGUUGAGAAACCAAAUGCCUUCUGAUUCUGAGGACAGUCAUUCAUCUUUUGGGAUCCCUAUGGCAGAUUGUGAUCAAUCGGAUGCUUCUAAAGCAACUGAUGUUCAUACAUGCAGGGAUGCUAAACAGUAUGACUUCUCAGUUGUUAGGAACUCCAAGCCAUGGUAUGUUCCUAAUUCAACAAAUGUUCAUGACGCUCAUGUGUGCGUAGAACCUAAACAAAACAAUGUGUCAAUGGUUGAUAAGGAUUGCAAACCAAUGGACGUUUCCUUUGCAACUAAUGUUUUUGCAUGUAGAGAUGUUAAAGAUUUCAGCCCAUCAAUGGUGGUUGGGGAUGAGCAAUAUGAGGUAGAUAGCUAUCGAGUAGUUGUAAAGGACGAGGAGGAAGGAGACGAAGUCCCAUCUAUUCCCAAACAAGCGAGCUUAUCGAAGGGUGUUGGGGAUGAGCAAUAUGAGGUGGAUAGCUAUCGAGUAGUUGUAAAGGACGAGGAGGAAGGAGACGAAGUCCCAUCUAUUCCCAAACAAGCGAGCUUAUCGAAGGGUGUUGGGGAUGAGCAAUGUUCGAAUGUUCACUUUAGUGAUGAAGAGUGUGAGAAAGCCUUAUUGGAGGUGUAUAGUUCUCAAGUAGUUAUUAGCGAAGACUUGGUGGUCACUGAUAACAAGGAGUUGGGAAUUUCUUCGAACAAGGUUAAAGAGGUUUUACAUCUUUUUCAAGAGGUUUACCUUAAGCUCUCACAAGAAAGUGGUAGGAAACGAAAAGAAAGUCUUCCUCUACUUGCAGCUUCACAUCUUCUAAAGCAGCAAAAGUGGAUCAAUAUGGGUAAACGAUUAGGUCCUAUACCAGGAAUUGAAAUAGGUGACUAUUUUGAUUGGAGGGCUGAAUUGAAUGUAAUUGGCCUCCAUCGCCAAUAUGUUUGUGGCAUCGAUUAUAUGGAGUUGGAUGGGAGAAUACUAGCUACAAGCAUUGUGGACUCUGGUCGAUAUGACAAUAUUGUGGAGUCAAAUGAUGAACAGGAGUUUCCAGAUGUCCUAAUUUAUUCAGGGCAAGGUGAAAAUCCGAAGGUUCAAAGUAGGAAAUUUGUAUAUGAUCAAAAACUUAAAGGAGGAAACCUUGCAUUGAAGAAUAGUUCGGAAACAAAAACCCCGAUAAGGGUUAUUCGUAAGGUUUCCUUUAAAGGUGCUAGUAGUAAGAUUGUUGAACAAAAGUUUGUUUAUGAUGGGUUGUACUUUGUGGAUUGUUAUCGGGAAGAAAGAGCAUCAUCGGGUAAGCUUGUUUUUAAGUUUGUACUAAAGAGAUUUCCAGGGCAACCAAAACUUAAGUGGGCAAAAUUGAUACGGAAAGAACAUGUUUGUAUGAAUGAUAUUUCUCACGGUAAAGAGAAGAUACCCAUUCGUGCAAUGAAUGCAUUGGAUGAUGAAAAGCCCCCACUCUUUAAUUAUGUCACCAAUGUAACGUAUCCCGAAUCCUAUCAUCCUUCCAUGUCGAGUGGUGGUUGUGAUUGUAUUGAUGGAUGUUCAGAUUCUGUGGAUUGCCCUUGUGUCAUAAAAAAUGGUGGAGAAAUUCCAUACAAUUAUGAAGAGUGCAUUAUGAUGGAGAAGCCUAUUAUCAUCGAGUGUGGACCUUCUUGUAAGUGCUUUACUUCUUGCAUUAAUAGAGUAAGUCAACGGGGAAUUCGUUUUCCGUUAGAAGUUUUUAAGACUAAAACAAAAGGAUGGGGUGUUAGAUCACGAUCUUUUAUACCGUGUGGAAGUUUUAUUUGUGAGUAUAUAGGUGAAAUCCUUCCAGAUAAGGAAGUUGAACAAAGGAUAGGUAAGGAUGAGUAUUUGUUUGAUAUAGGACAUAACUAUGGUGUCUUAUCACACUCAUCUGAAGUAAAUGAAUGUUUCACAAUUGAUGCUGCUCAGUUUGGGAAUGUGGGUCGAUUUAUCAAUCAUAGUUGCUCUCCCAAUCUUUUUGCUCAAAAUGUACUCUUUGAUCACAAUGAUAGCAGUUUGCCCCACAUUAUGUUAUUUGCUAUGGAAGACAUACCUCCCUUGAAGGAGUUAACCUAUGAUUAUAAUUAUAGGAUAGGUGGAGUUUGUGAUGUAAAUGGUGAUAUCAAGAUGAAGACUUGUUUUUGUGGUUCAAAGGAAUGUACCGGGCGGAUGUAUUAAUGAAGAUGUAUUCUUAUAAAUUUAUAAGUUGUUCAUUUGAGUUUUAGCCAAAUAUAUUUUCAGUUGCAUAGUAUUGUUGCAAGGCUUGUGCAAUGAAUAGUAUUAAUUUUUGUUUU
Molecule: messenger RNA, 2684 nt
Organism: Theobroma cacao (cacao)
Lineage: Eukaryota; Viridiplantae; Streptophyta; Magnoliopsida; Malvales; Malvaceae
Product: histone-lysine N-methyltransferase, H3 lysine-9 specific SUVH5-like
Cellular component (GO): nucleus
Molecular function (GO): protein binding; histone methyltransferase activity; zinc ion binding
Source: RefSeq, a predicted model, not a curated record